Messenger RNA from Arvicola amphibius (Eurasian water vole), 6378 nucleotides. Its product is annotated as stonin-2. Bases 10 to 2091 code for a protein of 693 amino acids. Gene Ontology annotation, biological process: regulation of endocytosis; clathrin-dependent endocytosis; synaptic vesicle endocytosis. The transcript has 3 exons. Gene Ontology annotation, molecular function: clathrin-cargo adaptor activity. Lineage: Eukaryota; Metazoa; Chordata; Mammalia; Rodentia; Cricetidae. Gene Ontology annotation, cellular component: AP-2 adaptor complex; synaptic vesicle. The record is from RefSeq and is a predicted model, not a curated record.
GAAGUAGAAAUGGAUGCCAUCAGCUGGCGGGCCGGCAGUCCAGCCAUGAAUGGGCACCCUGCCGUCACACCAGUGACCACUGCUCGUUUCCCCAGCUGGGUCACUUUUGAUGACAAUGAAGUCAGCUGCCCUUUGCCACCGGUCACCUCUCCCGUGAAACCAAAUACGCCGUCGGUUGCAACUCCCACCCCAGAUGCACCCUACAACCCAACUGGGUCAUUUAAGAGGGACCGUCCCAAGAGCACACUGAUGAACUUCUCUAAAGUUCAGAAGCUGGACAUUUCCUCCUUAAACCGUCCACCUUCCGUCAUCGAGGCACCGCCCUGGAGGGCCACCAAUCCUUUCCUGAACGAGACGCUGCAGGACGUACAGCCCUCCCCUAUCAACCCGUUUAGUGCUUUCUUUGAAGAGCAGGAGCGGCGCUCCCAGCACAGUUCUGUUUCCACAGGCAAAAGCCAAAGAGAUUCUCUCAUUGUCAUCUACCAGGAUGCCAUCAGUUUUGAUGAUUCCGGCAAAAGCCAGUCCCACCCCGGUGCUAUUGAAAAGCUCAAACAGCUCCAAAUUGAUGACCCCGAUCAUGUGGGCAGUGCCGCCCUGCCUGAUGAUGACCCCAUAGCCUGGGUUGAACUAGAUGCUCACUCACCUGCCUCCGCUCUGUCUCAACCCAGGGACGGAUGGCCGAUGAUGCUGCGAAUCCCCGAGAAGAAAAACAUCAUGUCCUCUAGGCACUGGGGACCAAUCUACAUCAAACUGACAGACAGCGGCUACCUGCAGCUGUAUUACGAGCAGGGCCUGGAGAAACCAUUCCGUGAAUUCAAGCUGGAGAUCUGCCAUGAGGUUUCCGAACCCCGGCUCCAAAACUAUGAUGAGAACGGGAGGAUCCACAGCUUGAGGAUAGACCGAGUCACUUACAAAGAGAAGAAGAAAUACCAGCCCAAACCGGCUGUGGCCCAUACAGCUGAGAGGGAGCAGGUGAUUAAACUGGGUACCACCAAUUACGAUGACUUCCUGAGCUUCAUCCAUGCGGUUCAGGACUGUCUCAUGGAUUUACCCGUGCUCUCCAUGGACUUGAGCACGGUUGGCUUAAACUACCUCGAAGAGGAGAUUACGGUGGAUGUGAGAGACGAAUUCUCUGGCACCGUAAGCAAGGGAGACAACCAGAUCCUCCAGCACCGUGUCUUGACACGGAUCCACGUCCUGAGUUUCCUGUCCGGGCUCGCCGAGUGCCGCCUGGGCCUCAAUGACAUCCUUAUCAAAGGAAACGAAAUUGUUUCCCGUCAGGACAUCAUGCCCACCACCACCACGAAGUGGAUCAAGCUCCACGAGUGCCGCUUCCACGGGUGUGUGGAUGAGGACGUGUUUGCCAGUUCCCGGGUUAUUCUUUUCAACCCUUUGGACGCAUGCCGGUUUGAACUAAUGAGGUUUAGGACAGUAUUUGCCGAGAAGACCCUGCCCUUCACGCUCAGGACAGCAGCGAGCAUCAACGGGGCAGAGGUAGAGGUGCAGAGCUGGCUGAGGAUGUCGCCUGGCUUCUCAUCUAACCGCGACCCCCUCACUCAGGUUCCCUGUGAGAACGUGAUGGUUCGCUACCCAGUGCCCAGUGAAUGGGUGAAAAACUUCCGCAGGGAAAGUGUUCUAGGGGAAAAGUCUUUGAAAGCCAAAGUGAACCGGGGGGCAAGUUUUGGCUCGGCUGGUGUCUCUGGCUCUGAGCCUGUCAUGAGAGUAACUCUGGGAACUGCCAAGUAUGAGCAUGCCUUCAAUGCCAUUGUGUGGAGGAUAAACCGGCUGCCAGAUAAGAACUCAGCUUCUGGUCACCCACACUGUUUCUUUUGCCACCUCGAACUUGGCUCUGACCGGGAAGUGCCUUCCAGAUUUGCCAAUUAUGUAAAUGUCGAGUUCAGCAUGCCCACGACUUCUGCCUCCAAAGCAGCUGUGAGAUCCAUCUCUGUGGAAGACAAGCCUGGUGUCAGGAAGUGGGUCAAUUACUCUGCCCACUACAGCUACAAGGUGGAAAUUGAACAAAAAAAGAGUUUGAAGCCAGACUUCGAGGGAGAGGAGUUGGACAACCCAAAGGAAUGUGGGGUACAGUGACAGUGGCCUUCUGUGUAAGGAUCUGAGGAGCUGACUCACGAUCGGGUGUCUUCCUGAGUAGUCAAGUUUAAGUCAACACCUGCUGUGGCUGCUUCUCAUUGGGGGCAGUCUACCACAGUUUCCUGUGUGCAGUCACCUGUGUGUGACAGGAAAUCCUGCAAGGGGGUCACUUUCAAUAGACUCCUUGACACUGAGCAUGCCUGAAGCACGGGGUGCACCCGGCUUUUGGAGUGUAUUGUAUAUUGAGCCUCCUUGUCUCUUUUCUGCUUAUAUCAUGACACUGGGGUAUGGUUUAUGGUGACGAUUAGAGACCUGAAGAGAACGUCCAACGUCCAUCUUGGCACAGUUUGCUCCCGGUAUCCAUCUGUCCCUUGUAGGUUUCUGGAAAAAGCAGUCUGGAAAGUUAAAUCAAGAAUCCAUCUCCAGGGGUCCCUCUAUAAAAAAAAAAGUGAGAAGAAUUUCAAAACCAUCUUUGGGUCCACUAGGCCUUUUCUAGAAAUCUCCAUUCUUUAAAUGCUGAUUUCACUCCACAGAGGUUUUCCAGAUGUUUCCUUUCUGUUCUGGAUUGUUCAAGAUCAAAAUAAUUUUCUUCAACUCCUACUUUCCCGUUUGCUAUCCUAAGUCAUGAUACCCAGUGGGAGAGGCCAAUCAGAUUUCUUUUUUUUCGAAUUCGGGGGUUGGAGCUUAAUUCUACAAAUGGACUGGAUUAGAUUCACAAGCUGUUGAAAAGAACGGAAAGCUGAACUAUUUUUUCUCCACUUGAAGGAAAGGGGACAUUACAUGUAAUUAUAUUCAGUUCAGAAGACAGCUCCAGUCAUAAUGAACUGUCAGAUUCUCACCGAUCACUUCUAAUUCCUGAAAUACAGGCAUGGCUAUGGGAGAGGCCUGUGAGAAAGGCACUCGGGAGUUCUUUCUAUACCUCUUAGGCGAUGACUGUUACAUGUCCCUUUAACUCGAAAUUUAGAGAAAACGUAAAGAGUAAACGCUCAAUUGGAUGAGCUUUGCCUCAAAUAACAAGGCUGGUGGUCAGUGUUGUGAAAGUACAAACACUGGAGAAAGCCGGAUUCCCCGUGUCAUGAACGUGAAAACCUGAUUCCGAGAACCAGAACUUCCCUCUCUGUCCCAUGUUCCCAGCCCACCCACUGUUCCCACUCCCUGCUUAUUUAUACCUUGGUGUUUUCUCUCCUGAAGGAUAAAGUGAGGAGACAGAAUGCAUAUUUUAUCAGACUUGAGAAAUAUAAGGAAAUAUAAAAUACCUGCAGUUUGGGACUGACUGGUUCAAGAUUUAUAUAUUGAGCUCCUAUUUAGUGAGACUGAUCUACGUACUGGCCUUCGACAUUAGAAAUCAUUGCAGUGUUUUAAACUGUGUUGUUUUGUUUUGUUUUCAAGACAGGGUUUCUCUGUGUAGCCUUGGCUGUCCUAGAAUUCUCUCUGUAGACCAGAUUGGCUUUGAACUCAGAGAUCCAUGUGCCUGUCUCCAGAGUGCAGAGAUUAAAGGCAUGUGCCACCACCUUCCCUGGCUUGAACUAUGUUUUUAGCUAUCUAAGCAUUAGAUUGAAAUGAAAAGGACAAGCUGCAUAGGCAUAGACCUGUAUUUUGAGUUUUUAAAAUGCCACCCUUUCAGUUCGGAAGUGCAUGUGUGUGUAGAACCCAGGAGGCUGGGUUUUAUAGCAGUUCAUAUAGAAAUGUUUGCUUAAGGAAAUGGGAGGUUGGUUUUGAACCAGGUAUAUAUCAUGGCUAUUCACAAAGCUAAUGCAUUCCGCCUGUGGUGGUAGGUGUUUAAACAACUCUGCAUGGUGCAUUCACCCACACAUGCCUGAAUGGAGGGGUUGCAUCCCAUUAUAGCUACUAUAUUUUAAGGGAAGCAUUAAUAUGUUGAAUGUGUCCACAGGCAGGUAAGCAAAGUUGUGAAGAUGGUCACUCUAUAAGGAACGGAAGAGGGGGGUGGGAGUGUCCUCCAGAACAGAGGGUAUAGCUGCAAACGGAGGACAGUUUGGAAAUGAUGUAAUGGCUGCCACAAAGUUUCAACUAAACUAUAAAAAGGAAGAGGGGUUAGAUUUGCUUUGCAUAACUUUAAAGGCAAACAGAAUAGAAACCGAAGAGAACUUUACAGAUGUUUGCUCAAGAUAAGCAUCUUCUAGUAAGGAGUGUUCUAAAAAAGAAAAACGUCAAGUAAGAUUUCCUGCUGUAGCAAAUGCUCGUGGGUUAACUGAGCCACGCCUGUCCUGGGUGCUGUGAAAGGGACUGUCACGUUGGUUUGGGGUAAGAUGACAGGAAAGCUCUUUUCCAAAUAGUCUCGAUAGGAAUGAGAUGCUAUAGCUCCAGACAGCCUUUCUCUGUUUUCGUCCUAUGGGAGGACAGUGGAAUCCUCAAAAAGAACUUGGUCAAAGGAUCCCAUGUCGUUUCCGCUGUUGAGCUAAAGGCCUUCAAGAGUUCUCAGAUGUCCAAGUGCUUGAAGAAUGGGCAAGAAGGUCAUCCCUAGCCCAGCGCUGUCAGGCACUGCCUCGGAGGUAGCAUAGAGUGCACAGUACCUGUGCUGUCUUCUCUCACACCCCCUCGGUUAAUUCUUCUUGCUUUGGUGCUUCUCCUGGACUGUUUGGAAUUGUGUUGUUUUUACCAUUAAUCAAACAUUGGUUGAAAAAAAAUUCCCCUCUGUGCUAUUUGUAUCUAGUAAGCAAAUUAUCUAAUCUUUAAAAAUCUACUACCUUGGUUCUACCAAAUUUGUUUUGCCUCCACUGUGCUUAGGGUCAUUGUGGAAAACAAUGUAGGGGGCUGAGAAGUAUAAUAAGAUGUAUCUGAGGACUUAUGAAUAACCUAUAUAAAAACCAUAGUUAGGCAGAUUACCCUUUUGAUAUGCAGAAUGUGUGCUUACCACAUGGGCCCUCAGUUUUUUUCCUCCCAUGGUUACAAAAAAAAAAAAAAAUCCUAGUCUGUGUUCUCAAUAAUGUAAAGAGGAUGGAUUUUACCAAUACACUUAAAAUAUGCUUGGUGUCAUGUGGUUUCAAAAACUUUUUGAGUCAAGGGCUUGUUUUUCAACUUUAUAGUCAAACAGGACAAAAAAAGAUACUCAUUCUACUAUAUCAAACAAGGGGACUGGCUGUGUAGCUCAAUGGUGGAGAGCUUGCCUAGCAUGCACAAGCCCCCAGGUUCAACCCCCAGUACCAAAUAAACAAGCAACAAAAAGAGUGGGAGGGAUUUUGAGGACAGACCACGACACCUCUCUUAUAGACAUAGUGCUAGUUAGUUAUUUCCUUUCAAAAGCCAGCCCUUUGAUCCUAGUAGACUUUUUCUUUUGUUGUUCUUUUGUUUUGUUUCCUGUUUGCUUCCCCACCUCACUACCUUCCCACAUUUCUGUCCAGGCUUGUCCUCAAGAGUAUUCCUACAUUUAAAAGAGUCCUUAUUUGAAAUGAGACUAAUUUCUGUGUAGAAACCUGGUUGGAAUCAGGAAUCUAUGUCCCUAGAAGGUCUACUCCUGAGAAAUGUGGUACAUGAAGACAAAUUAUUGUGGUUAUUACUGAACCACUAUCAUUGUGAUUUAAAGGCCUGCCACAAAGUGUGAGCCCAGCCCCCUUACUCCCUACUGCUAAAUCAAAUACACUCAUUAAAUGAGUGGAAAUCAUUGUCGCUUUGGCUCUGAGACCACUUAUCCUUUGCUCAGUUAGCAUCCAGUCCUCACGCUACAGCUAACAAGCAGCAUUUAUUUUCCGGAGGUCUUAAACACUUUGAUUUUGCUUUUAUUCCUGCCACCAGUGUCAGCCAAGUGUCAGGAGAGAGGCACUUACUGUGUGGCUGAAUCUGACCCACAACAGACCUUAUUCAUAUUGAGAAACAUUUCUACGCUCGGAGAUGGAGGGGUGCAGGUGUUGUCCACAGUUAGGCUAUCGAUCCAGUUUUAUUGCUGCCAGUCAAACAGACCUGUGGGCUCUGGCCCUUCCCACAAGAGUAAGUGGUGGAAGAUGCAAGCGUCUGAUGGAGUACACAGCCAGUCCUGCUCUGUCAGGCCUUUGUCUUCCCACAUUGACCAGUGCUACUGUGCACACCACAUCCCCACAUGGGAUGGGGAUCUGAGUUGGGAAGGCUGAGGCUCACCAGGUGAAAUCCUGAUUUCAAAAUUUCUAUUUUAUAAUCAGUUUAGGGGUUGAGAGAGAGAUUGAGCUGACCUCUUUCUAUUUUUCCUUAAAAGUUCAAGGAAUUAACUAUUAUGAGUUGGAAGCAAUACCAUCCAACCUACUUGUAUAAUUUCUUCUGGUAAAAACUGGUAUUUUUUUAAAAAAGUGUUUCAAGACA